AGUUUUGUUUUUUGUCGGACUUCCGUUUUCAAGGGUCUGCAAACGUAAGCCACGGAGCUAUGCAAAGGUGAAAGUUUUCAAACCACAAACGCUGCCGCGGUUGACGAGUGAACAUCGAUUGUUAGCACAGCUGUCAGCCGUAAUCGAACGGUCAGGAGCGACAUCUAGCGGAAUGGGCAUGGUUAGCAGCAAGCGCCUGCCUGAUGCGGAGGGCUGGUACCAGGUUGGAGUGGUGGGGACAGGGAAUAAAGUCGUGGGCGCAGGAAGACUGCGAAUCACAGACCAGUUUCUAGAAUUCAUUGGCCAAGAUGGCGACAUCGGACAGUGGUCUCUCACCAGAGUUCUGAGUUACGGCGUAGAACCGAACAUUUUCUAUGUGCAGAUUGAAGAGGACGUGGUCACCAGGACUGGGCGGUAUCUGGUGUUCAAAACUCCCGCCGCUGGGAAGAUAUGUAGGACAGUAGAGAGAAUGGCGGACAAGAUUCGGAAAGAGAAACAGAGGCAGGAGUCGCAGGGCAACAUGGGACAGGAGGCAACGGCCUGUUGACCUUGACCUUUGAAGGACAUUUGGUGGCAUGUUGACCUUGACCUUUUUUUUUAUUGAUUGAAUGAUGGUCGAGAAUGACUGAUAAAAUUCGGAAGGAAAAACAGACAAGAGUCGCAGGGCAACAUGGGACAGGAGGCAAUGACCUGCUGACCUUGAACUUUGAAGGACAUUUGCUGGUCUGUUGACCUUUGAUCUUUGAAGGACAUUUCCUUCCCUUUGAACUCUAUGGAAUGAUGGUCGAGUAUUGCUGAUAAGAUUCGGAAGAAAAACAGAGACAAGAGUCUCAACUUCGGACAGCAGGAAGCAAAGACCUGUUGACCUUGAACUUUGAAGGACAUUUGGAAUUACUUCCGGUUGAACUCGAUGGAAUGAUGGUCGAGAAUAGCUCUGAUAAGAUUUAGAAGACAAACAGAGACAUGAGUCCAGCAAGUGUAUUUCGGUCAGGACGGCACCGCCUGUUGACCUUGAACUUUGGAGGGCAUUAAAAUUACCUAUGUUUGAACUCAGUGAACUAAUGAUUGAGAAUAAUAGACAAGUUUUGCAAUAAGAAACAGAGAAAAGAGUCACAUGGCGACUUCGGAAAGGAAUCUACGAAGCUGGUGAACUCGAAGUUUGGACGACUUUUGUCUACCUGUAUUUGUAUUCCAUGUAACAAUGGCUUGGAGAAAAAGGACAAAAGAACAAAGUCUUUGAGUGAAAAAAAAAGACGACAAAAUCAGUGCAGUAAAAUUCUUAGUGAACCCUUUUUCUUUAUUGCGCUGUAAAGAUACUUUGCUGUAUAGAUACUUUUCUGAACGGCAUUUGUGUCAUGCAAUAAAUAUAGUUAUUGGAUAUAUAUUUAAGGGUUUACAUAUAAAAGAUACUUUUAAUUAACGUCACAACAUUUUUUCUGUUUCAAACUUUCAUGUUUACUAGGAAGUUCUUUCGAUUUUGCCCAUGCCAUUUCCUUGUCCUAACAAAUAACUCCUUUCUAGGCACGCGCACUUGACUACAUAAAGCCAUCACAACCAAUUAGACCAACACAAAAGAGACACCACAAAAUAGUACUAUUCUUAGCGUGAAGUCUAAUAAAACAAAUGUGAUCUCUUCAUAAAUGUAUCGCAAUGCCAUUACAAUUGUCUAUGUAUGUGAUGACUACAUCAAUUAUUCAACGUUUUCACCACACGAAAAAGGUCGGGUGAAGUUAUCAAUAAGGUCUAGACAUUCAUGGGUGUUAAGGGAGGCUAUGGUACAAUGUCGCAGCCAAACAUGGCCGUCAACUUUCACAUGUACUGACAAGGCUAACAUUUAGGUUACAGAAUGGGGGAAUGUGAAUUUACGAGGCCGAAUUAAAGGCGUUUUGUUACAUCAAGA
Branchiostoma floridae (Florida lancelet) is the source of this 1900-nucleotide messenger RNA. RefSeq lists its product as uncharacterized. The record is from RefSeq and is a predicted model, not a curated record. NCBI's taxonomy places the organism in Eukaryota, Metazoa, Chordata, Leptocardii, Amphioxiformes, Branchiostomatidae.